Molecule: messenger RNA, 1088 nt
Organism: Monomorium pharaonis (pharaoh ant)
Lineage: Eukaryota; Metazoa; Arthropoda; Insecta; Hymenoptera; Formicidae
Gene: Polr3H
Product: DNA-directed RNA polymerase III subunit RPC8
Exons: 4
Coding region: 252-899 (215 amino acids)
Biological process (GO): DNA-templated transcription; transcription initiation at RNA polymerase III promoter
Cellular component (GO): RNA polymerase III complex
Molecular function (GO): DNA binding; DNA-directed RNA polymerase activity
Source: RefSeq, a predicted model, not a curated record
AUUAGUAAGGUUGAAUUUUGGAACGCACACCCCUAUAUACUGGUUAUGUCCAUGCACUUGCGUAUGCAGUUUCGCACGAUAGAUUUUAAACAUGUAUAUUAUUAAAAGUAGGAAAAAAAAUACGAAAUAUUUAUAAUAAAAGUGCUUUUUUAUGAUAAUUCCAAACUAGUGUAUUUCAUUAAAAUAAAAGAAUAUAUUAACUUUUGACCACGUGUAUGUAUAUUUUAAAUCGUUGAUAGUGCAAGAUUAAAAUGUUUGUGCUGGCGGAAUUCAAAGAUACUGUUAGAAUACAACCAAUUAACUUUAAACAGAAACUGAACGAUGUUAUUGCUAACGAAUUAAAUAGAAAACUCGCUAAUAAAGUGUACAAAGAUGUAGGCCUUUGCAUCACAUUAUACGAUAUUACGAAGAUCGAAGAAUCGUACAUUUUUCCAGGAGACGGAGCUUCUCACACAAAAGUGACAUUUAGAUUUAUUGUGUUUCGUCCAUGGAUGGAAGAAAUAUUAAUAGGAAAGAUUCGUAGUUGUAGUCCAGAGGGUGUACAUGUUACAUUAGGAUUUUUUGAAGAUAUAGUCAUACCACCUCACAAGUUGCAACAUCCAUCACAUUUUGAUCAAAUGGAACAAGCAUGGCUUUGGAAAUACAAGACUGAUGAUGGAAAAACACAUGACCUAUUUAUGGAUGCAGGAGAGGUUAUACGAUUUAGAAUAGUAAAAGAAAUCUUUACAGAAGUUCCUUUACUAUCGGCACCUAAUGCAUCUCGCGAUCUAAGUGAAAAGCCAGAAGCUAAUAACGUUGCGCCAUAUAUUUUACACGUGUGUUUACAAAUUCUUAAUGUGGUGUUAUCAGUCAUGCUUUUAGUUUUAACAUUAAUAAGAUAUUUUGUAGGGAUCAAUUGAUGAACCUGGCUUGGGAUUACUUACCUGGUGGCAAAAUGCAUAAUUUAUUCCUUACGUUUAAGACAGCUGAUCACUCAUUAUUACUGCCUCAGAUUAUUACGUUAGAAACAAGAAAACGCAUAAGAAAAUUUUUACAUGAUGUAUAAAAAUAUAUUUUUUAAUAAAACAAUCGAUUAAAUUUGUAAAAUA